AUGGUGCAUCAAAUAGUCGUCGUCCUGUGUGCGGUGUUGGGGUUGGCCUCUCACCAGGCGUUCGCCCAGUGGUCGGGCAUGGGUCAAGGUCAAGGUCAAGGUCAAGGUCAAACCCAAAGUCGGUUUGGGGGAUGGGGCAUCGGUGCUUUGGGCAUGGGACAAGGAGGAGGAUGGGGACAGGCACAACCAGCUGGUUUAGGAAUGGGCGGCAUGUUCCAGCAAGAACCCAAUCAGUAUAAGACCUGCAUCGCCAAGAACUCGAAUGGGGACGAGAUGAGAGUCACCUUCAGCAGAAGCAACAACAACAACAACAACAACAACCCGUGGUUUGGAAACCGAUUUGGCAACGCCCUUCGUCUUACAGCUCGCAUCUCCUCCAACCAAGCGGCAACUCUCCAGGGUCAGUUCCAGUUGGUCGUCACUGAAUUCUCCCGCACUGAAGAGGUGUGUUCCAGCCGUGCUCUCGGCGACAUCCUGACCGACCGUUCCUGGUGGAGCCAGUCCCGUACUCCCCGCGGCAUCGUGGGCACCCCCGUCACCAUCUACCAGGGACAGACCGCCACCUCCUCCGAGACCGUGGAGAACCUGUCCUUCGAGGAGCUGACCGGUCGUGGUCUGGCUCUGUGUCCCUCUCACCAGAUCUCUGGGUCCACCUGCAUGGACGCCAUCCCUCUGUGCUGCAAGAUCGGCUUCGACAGUCAGCCUGCAACCACCCCAUUCACCAACCAGAACCAGCUCUUCGGCCAGGGACUUCUCGGCAUGCAGAACCCAGGUGGCAACAACGGCAAUGGCGGCGGUUUCGGACAAGGGAUGCCUGGCGGAAUGGGAGGUGGCUUCAAUGGAGGCCUAGGCGGUGGAAUGAACCCUGGUAUGGGCGGUGGUUUUAAUGGCGGCGGCUUCGGCGGACCUAUGCCCCAGGGCAUGAACCAGGGACUCCCUGCUGGCGGGCAGGGCAUGGGCCAAGGACUUCCUGCUGGCGGGCAGGGCAUGAACAACGGUCUGAACAACGCGGGUACUGGAAACAUGGGUGGCCUCACCUUCCAGAGCGUGUAA
Molecule: messenger RNA, 1053 nt
Organism: Haliotis rubra (blacklip abalone)
Lineage: Eukaryota; Metazoa; Mollusca; Gastropoda; Lepetellida; Haliotidae
Exons: 1
Coding region: 1-1053 (350 amino acids)
Source: RefSeq, a predicted model, not a curated record